Messenger RNA from Trichechus manatus latirostris (Florida manatee), 3642 nucleotides. RefSeq names its product EvC ciliary complex subunit 2 (gene EVC2). The record is from RefSeq and is a predicted model, not a curated record. Bases 13 to 3642 code for a protein of 1209 amino acids. Gene Ontology annotation, biological process: smoothened signaling pathway. The transcript is spliced from 21 exons. Gene Ontology annotation, cellular component: ciliary membrane; plasma membrane protein complex. Lineage: Eukaryota; Metazoa; Chordata; Mammalia; Sirenia; Trichechidae.
GAUUUUUCCUGUAUGAUUUGGCCUGAUGGUGAAAGCUCUCAUUUUAAAACUGCGGUGGAAACCCCAUUGGGAGUGAAACGCAACAGGAAAACUGAAGACUUUAACCCACUCCUGACUUCUGCAGCCUCAGGCGGCCCAUGGACACAUUCCAUAUUCGCGUUUAUACCCUCAUGGACCAAGAAGACCUUAUUCAAAAGAGAGUCUUCUCCAGCACACCGCCUGUACGGAGACAUUUCAAGAGAAGUUCAAGGCACUUCUGAGAAUGGAGUCGUUUUUCAGAAAUGUGCAGUGGUGUCUGGGCAGAGUGGACCACAGACCGCUCACGUGUGGCUUCUCGUGAACAACACCAGGUCGCCCUCGGCCGCCAACCUCUCAGAGCUGGUGCUGCUGGACAACAUCACCGGCCUCACCGUGAGGGAGUCCGCUGGAAAUAAGACGUCAGAAGGAUUCCAGGCUUUCAGAAAGAAGUUUCUGCAAGCUGGAGAUGCCUUCACUGUCAGCUACACAGCCUCGCUGGCUGCUGGAGACGUCAGGGACGGGGAGACCCUCCUGCUCCCAGCCCACCUCACAUUCCAUAGCUCAUCACAGAACAGAACACAGCUCAAAGCCCUUUUCACCAUCACAGCAGAGGAAAAGAUAACGGUUCUACCAAACCAUGGUCUCCACGCAGCUGGAUUUUUCAUUGCCUUCAUGAUCUCUCUUGUGCUGACCUGGAUCACACUUUUCUUCAUGGUUCGAUAUCAAUGUUUAAAGGGAAACAUGCUUAGCAGACAUCGGGUUCAGCACCACGAGAGCAAGCUGGAGCACUCCCAGUUCACCUCGGCCGAUGGCGUGAAUGAGGAUCUUGCUCUCAGUGACCAGAUGGUAGACAUUCUGUCUUCUGAGGACCCCGGGAGCAUGCUGCAAGCCUUAGAAGACUUGGAGAUUGCAACCUUAAAUCAGGCUGACUCAGAUCUGGAGGCUUGUCGAACCCAAAUCAGCAAAGACAUCAUUGCCCUUCUACUGAAAAAUCUGACCAGCAGUGGCCAUCUCUCCCCACAAGUAGAGAGGAGAAUGGGUGCUGUUUUCAAGAAGCAAUGUCUGUUGCUGGAAAAUGAAAUACAAGAGGAGUAUGAUCGGAAGAUGGUCGCAUUGACAGCUGAAUGUGACCUGGAAUCAAGAAAGAAGACAGAAAGUCAGUACCAGAGGGAGAUGGUGGCAAUGGAAGAAGUAGAGGAGCUGCUGAAACGUGUUAGCGAGAGGUCGGCAGCUGAGUGCAGCAGCCUCCUGCGGACCCUGCACGGCCUGGAGCAGGAGCACCUGCGCAGAGCUCUGGCCCUGCAGCAAGAGGAAGACUUUGCCAAGGCACACAGGCAGCUGGCCGUCUUCCAGAGAAACGAGCUGCACAGGAUCUUUUUCACCCAGAUAAAAAGUGCCCUUUUCAAAGGGGAACUGAAGCCAGAGGUGGCUAAAAUGCUUCUGCAAGCUUAUUCGGAAAUACAGUACUGGCUUAGCCACCCACCCUCCUACUCCUUCUUCAGAGUAAAGAUUUUUCUGAUUCUAACAAACACUAACAUGGAAGUGAACAUUCAGCCACAACAGCCAAGCUCCAGAGCUGGGUACUUGGAUGAAGAUCAGAUGGAAAUGCUAUUGGAGCGGGCUCAGACGGAAGUCUUCUCUAUAAAACAGAAGUUGGAUAAUGACUUAAAGCAGGAAAAGAAAAAGCUUCAGCAAAAACUGAUAACUAAGAGAAGACGAGAAAUGCUGCAAAAGCACAAGGAGCAGCGGAGGGAGCAACUGUCCAUUGGAGAGGCCUUCCGAGUGGCCGAGAAUGCCAGCCAGUACCUUGGCCAGUGGCGGAGUGUGAUGGCGGACCACAGUGCCGCCCUGGAGGAGCUGCAGGAGCGGCUGGAUCAAGCCGCCCUGGAUGACCUCCGGGCCCUGACCCUCUCUCUGUCUGAGAAAGCUACUGAGGAACUGCGGCGGCUGCAGAACUCGGCCAUGACCCAGGAGCUGCUCAAGCACAGUGUGCCCUGGCUCUUCCUUCAGCAGAUCCUGGAGGAACACAGCAAGGAGAUGUCCGCACGGGCAGAGCAGCUCGAGGGCGAGGAGCGAGGCAGGGGCCAGGAAGGCGUCCAGAGCGUGCGGCAGAGGCUGAAGGACGAUGCACUGGAGGCCUCGGCAGAGGAGCAGGCGGAGCUGAGGCACUGGGAGCACUCCGUCUUCAUGAAGCUCUGCUCCACAGCCGCCUCCCUGUCUGAGGAGGAGCUGCUCAGAAUGAGGCAGGAGGCCGAGGGCUGCUUCGCUCAGAUGGACCGGAGCUUGGCCCUCCCCAAAAUCCGGGCCCGGGUGUUGCUGCAGCGAUUCCAGACUGCGUGUCGAGAAGCCGAGUUCCUGAGACUGGACCAGGCCCUGGCUGCCCCCGAACUGCAGCAACAGUCCAAAGGGAGAAAGCAGCGCUCCAAGAGUAAAAGCAGGAUAGAACUUUUGAAGAAGUGCCUCGAAGAUAAAAUUCGCCUCCUGGAAGAGCAGGCCCCUGAAGAGCUGGUGGAGAAGGUCCGAGGAGAACUGCUCCGGGAGAGAGUGCAGCAGCUCGAGGCCCAGGAGCAGCGGUUCGCCGAGUCCAUCGUGUCCCUGCAGUUCCAGAAGGCAGCCAAGACCACCGAGACACUGUCGGCCUACACCGCCCUCCUCAGCAUCCAGGACCUGCUGCUGGAGGAGCUGAGUGAGUCUGAGACCCUGACCAGGUCAGCCUGCACCCAGAUCCUGGAGUCACACACCCCGGAGCUGCAGGAACUGGAGAGGAAGCUGGAGGAACAGCUGGUACACCAGGAGGCAGCUCAGCAGCAGCGGGCCCUGGCAAGCCAGCAGCAGUGGGAGACUGAGGGACCUGGGCUCCUGAAUGAGCCUGCGGAGAUGAAUUCUGAAGGGCAGGUCCCUGCCAUCCUGCGGCAAGCUCUGAGCAAGGGCCGGAAGAUACUGGAGCACCACCGGCAGAGUUUGAGAGAAGAACAACAGAACAGCGUUGUGCUUGAAGAUUUGCUGGAAAAUAUGGAGACUGAUACCUUUGUGACCCUGUAUGGCCAGGAGCUGAGACUGGCGUCUUACCUCACGAAGCUGGCGAUGGUGCCGGGGGCCACGCUGCACCGGCUCCUGAGCGUGGUCCAGCCUGCAGCCUCACAGCCCGAGCUGCUCGCGGCGCUGGACACGGUCAGCGAGAAGCGUGUGGACCACGCGGCCGCUGUGGAGAGUGGCGGUGGUGGGGAGCAGGCCGACCUGGGCAGGAGGAGGAAACACCAGGGCUGGUGGCAAGCCUUAGAAAGCAAACUGCGAGGAGACCUGAUCAGCAGAGGGCUAGAGAAGGCGCUCUGGGCUCGCAGGAGGAAGGAGAGCAUAUUGAAGAAGACGUGUCUCCCUCUCACAGAGAGGAUGGUAUUCCCUGGAAAAGGAAGUUGGCCCCACCUAUCCCUGGAACCCCUUGGCGAACGGGCCCCUGUGCCCAUCAUAGGGGCAGACACUGUUGACUUAUUAAAUACAGGCGAAAAACUCUUUAUAUUCAGGAGUCCGAAGGAGCCGGAGAUCUCAUUGCACAUUCCUCCCAGAAGAAAGAAGAAGAACUUUCUGAAUGCCAAAAAGGCCAUUUGGGCCUCAGGCAUGGACUAG